This is a messenger RNA of Dufourea novaeangliae, 2143 nucleotides long. RefSeq lists its product as uncharacterized. Gene Ontology annotation, cellular component: membrane. Bases 1 to 2124 code for a protein of 707 amino acids. The record is from RefSeq and is a predicted model, not a curated record. Lineage: Eukaryota; Metazoa; Arthropoda; Insecta; Hymenoptera; Halictidae. The transcript has 9 exons.
AUGACGAUAACGGCGUCCACGGAAAGAAUGGAGACCACGAAAGGCUUGCCGAAAAUGAAGUUUAUCAAUGCCAAUCUCCUUUCACUGAAACUCCUAUUAUUCCUAUUCUUUGGAGGUACGUGUGGGUCGAGUGGAGCAAUAAAAUCAUAUUCACAGGAAUGGGCUGCCUCUAAGAUCCGAAUGAUUUCAAUGAUCUCGCCAGCGAUAGCGAUCGUAGGGCCCCUGAUUGCCAGUCCCAUUGCCGACAAAUUGGCGGGUCAUCAGGGUAGAAAUAAGUCAUCGACGGGUCGUUAUCUUCGGGUGAUGAUCGCGAUCGCUUGCAUCCUGUCUGCCAUUUUCUAUGCGUUUCUUUUAAUCAUUCCAUCCGUGGAUCACGUCGAACUGCCUAAAGGAAGAAGGCCGGGCCUAAAGUUUAACUGCGACCAGACAGGUGCAGUGGUGCUGCAAGAAAGAUGCAAGGAUCGUGUUUCUUGCCACAGAUGGUUUGACGAUACUAGGGCUGGACCGUUGCUCUUGGAAGACUGUAAUUACGCUUGUUAUCCUGUCGGAUCGAAACGAUGGCGCACCGACAAUGAUGGCUUCACUGCCUCUGGGACCAUUGACUCUGAUAUCGGAGUUCUAGACGGUAGCGGUGAUACCACAGUGAUUCCUCUAGAGAGUGAAAUGUAUACGCAGGAACAGGAGGAAUCCAAGAAGAAUCGCAGAUUCGCAAUGGCCGAUAGCGAGCCGCCGCAUUUAUGCUACAAAGAGGGUGACAGUGUGGUGUGCCACGUUUACACCGAGUACACUGGUAAUCUGGCUUUAAACGCUACUCUGGGUCAAGCUUUGAACAAUGAAAGCGACAGAGAGUGGUGUGCGUAUCCUCUGGCUGAGUAUUUCGCUUGUCGUAUACCCCCAGAACUGAAAGCGAGAAUGGCAGAGGUCUAUCAGAGCUGUUCCAUCGAAUGCAACUUGGUUGAUCCAUACACGCUUCCAGACAGUGUUUUCAUAGAGAGUCAGUGCCAACGGACAGAGGAUUGGUCGCAUUUAGUAUUCUGGACAUACUUGACGAUUCGUUCGGUCGCUGAUAUUUUCCCAACUACAGCUGUAACUUUAAUUGACGCUGCAGUCGUGAUAGCUACGAGAGAAACGUCCUGCGGACGUGGAGAUGUGGGUCGUCAAUUGGCCUUUGGUUCCCUGGGCUUUGCUAUUUUUGGCCCAGUAACGGGCUACCUCUGCACUUUGCUAGAAAACUUAAAUUCCUUCUACUACUUGCCAAUCGCACUACACGUUGCUAUGAUGCUUUUAACGGCUCUCGUUGCGAUCUGUGCUAAUGGUAUGCCUCUGAGUCCACCAGAAUGGUGGUGGCACACUAGAAGUGGCAUGCUAGCACUUCCCAUGAGUGCUAUCAAAAGGUAUGGCAGUGAGACUGCUGCUUUGGUAAUCAUACUUAUUGUCAUGGGAACUUUUUGGAGCGCCAUGGAUAGUUACCUGCCAUUACACUUACAAAAAUUAGGGGGCAACGAGUUACCUAUUGGUGUAGCUAUGACCGUAGGAGCGAUACCGGCAUUCUUAUUCCUUUGGAAGUCUGAACAUCUUGUCGAUUAUUGCGGCCACAGUAAUCUCCUCAUUACUGCCUUUACUGUGUAUAUUAUUAGGUUUACUGGAUUGAGUCUCGUUUCGGGACCUUGGUGGUCCCUUAUUUCGGAAGCUCUCGAAGUCUUUACUCUUGGUAUUAUGUGGGUGACUGCCAUUCUCUAUCUCAGACAUCUUGUCCCACGGCAUUUAACCGUAACUGCCCAAGCAUUACCUGUGAUUGCGCAUUUCUGUAUCGGUCGGUGUACCGGAGCCGUGAUUGGUGCUUAUAUAAAUGUCGACGACUCUGAUAUCGUUGACUCGUUGAGAUUCGUUUAUCGUUGCAUGGCCAUUGCAGCUGCAGCCGUCGCCGCCUUGUAUUUCGUACUCUAUCAUGGCCUAUUGAAGCCGCGGUGUCAUGCACAUACUAUACAGGGCCCUCGACAACCACCCACCGUUGUGCAGGCUGCAAUUAAGGAAUACGAACUGACAAUGAACGGAAAUGGGAAUUACACACCGCUCAGAGUCUACCACAACGGUAUGGGCAGAAAAGGUCAAUUCCGCUAUUGAGGAUUAAAAAAGGAAAGAG